CGCAGGACGGCAUCACCGGGCAUCCCGCGGCGGCGAAUCUGUCAGGUCCCCGCUGUCCCUCCCCACACACACACACGCUCAGCCCGACCCGGAAAGCAGGAAAAAUAAUUUACAAGGUCUCUGCCCCCCCUUUCCCCUGAGCUCCUCGUCCCAGUGCUAAAAAUCGCCCCUGGGGAGGACGGGGGUGGUUGGUAAAAAGCCGGUGUGGAACGGGGGGAAGCCGCCCCGUGGGGAGGGCACCCCCGAAGGCAGCGGGCAGCCCCUUCCCGCCCCCCUUGAAGGGGGGGGAUGAGGUAGAGGCCGGCUGCGGAGCGCCCCGCGGGGCGCCGUGGCCGCGGAGACAUGAGGCGGCGAGCGGCGGUGAUGGGCGCCAGCAGCGCACGGUGCUAGAGCCCCGCAGCAGCCAAGGUCUGAGAGGACAGUAGCCUGUGCGAUACGGAGGGAUCUGGUUUUCAAAAUGGAAUUGCAGUUCGCGCUCCUUUUAGCAGGGAUAAUCGCGUUCUCGGACUCGGCCAGAGGCCCCCCAAGGAUUGCGGAUAAAGUGAUUCACCGCCAGUCUGUGAGGCUAGGGAGGACCAUCAAGCUCCUGUGCCCAGUGGAGGGUGACCCCCCACCCCUCACCAUGUGGAUGAAGGAUGGACGCACUAUCCACAGUGGCUGGACAAGGUUCCGAAUCCUUCAACAAGGGCUGAAAAUUAAGGAGGUGGAAAGUGAGGAUGCGGGGACCUACAUCUGCAAAGCCACCAAUGGCUUUGGCAGCACCAAUGUGAACUACACCCUCAUCGUGAUUGAUGAUGCCAGCUCAGGAAAGGACAGCCAGGUACCUGAAGGCUCCAAUGGAGAAUAUGAAGAUCAUUCAGGGAAGCAAUGGGCCCGGCCCAGGUUCACGCAGCCUGCCAAGAUGAGACGGAGAGUGAUCGCCCGUCCCGUCGGCAGCUCCAUCCGCCUGAAGUGUGUGGCUAGUGGAAACCCACGGCCAGACAUCACGUGGCUAAAGGACAAUAAGCCUCUCACACCCCAAGAGAUUGGGGAGAACAAGAAGAAGAAGUGGACACUGAACCUGAAGAACCUGAAGCCAGAGGAUAGUGGGAAAUACACAUGCCGAGUAUUUAACAAAGUUGGAGAAAUCAAUGCAACUUACAAAGUUGAAGUAAUCCAGAGGACAAGGUCCAAGCCCAUCCUGACAGGGACGCACCCUGUCAACACGACGGUGGACUACGGAGGGACCACAUCCUUCCAGUGCAAAGUCCGCAGCGAUGUCAAACCUGUCAUCCAGUGGCUGAAGAGGGUGGAGUAUGGCACAGAGAGCAAGUACAACUCAACCAUCGACGUUGGGGGACAGAAGUUUGUUGUGCUGCCCACGGGGGAGGUCUGGUCCCGCCCCGAUGGCUCCUACCUGAAUAAAUUGAUGAUUACUCGAGCCAAGGAAGAAGAUGCAGGGAUGUACAUUUGCCUAGGAGCAAACACCAUGGGCUACAGCUUCCGCAGUGCUUUUCUCACAGUCCUGCCAGAUCCCAAACCUCCGAGUGCACCUGUGCCCCCUUCCUCAGUCAGCAGCCUGCCCUGGCCUGUGAUCAUCGGCAUCCCUGCCGGAGCUGUCUUCAUCUUUGGGACAAUCCUCUUGUGGCUUUGCCAGACUAAGAAGAAACCCUGCUCCCCUCCAGCUGCUGCCCCUGUGCACCGGUCGCAGCCCCGGGACAGGAUCUGUGUCUCCCAAGUCCCUGACAAAGACUGCAUCUCCUCCAUAAACUAUGAGGAAUACGUUGCCCAGCAGCAGCAUUUACUGUCCCAGGGGCCUGCACUUGCCCCUGCCAUGGCAUCCAAAAUGUACCCAAAGAUUUACACGGACAUCCACACCCAUACCCACUCACAUGUGGAAGGCAAAGUCCAUCAGCACCAGCACAUUCAGUACCAGUGCUAAGAGGGUGGCAGUGUACAGUAGCUCGUUUGGGCUUUUCCUCGUGGUACCUCAGAAGAGACUGCUCCAAGUCAGCUCACACUGCCAGCAAUAGGCAAAGCAGACAGAAAAGAUUAUAUAUAUAAUUUUAAAUAUAUAUAUACAUAUAUAUAUAAUUGUAUAUGCGUGUGUGUAUGUGUGUAUAUAUAUAUGUGUAUAUAUCUAUAUCUAUCUAUCUAAAUAUAUAUAUAAUAGAGAAAGACAAAAAGAGAAAAGAGAUUUUUUGGUUUUGUUUUUAAUUAUUGCAAUCAGGAUGUAGCCAAGGAAUAAUGAAGGAACUCCAGAUCUCAGCAGAGAAGCAGCCAUCUCCAACAGUGGAGCCUUCCCGGAUCUCUUAAUCGAGGUGGCAACAAGUGAGACAGGAUACAGGGACGUGAACAACCACUUCCUUCCUUGUGUUGCUACAGGAGCAAGAAGAGCAAGAGGUGACCAUGGUGCUUUUCCAGAGGGGCACUGCUGUUCCUGUGCCUGCUUCACAUCACUUGUUUUGGUGGGAAGCCCCCAGACCUGUCCCACUCUGAGUGACUGAGGUUUAGUGCCAAAGCACCAGGAUACAUAAUUCACCUCUUCCAGGGCAAAAAUAUAACACAAGAGAGAGGCUGGAACAUGUAAUUUCUAUUCACAACAUGAAAUGUUGAAUGCUUCUCCGUCAUGGUCAUUUGGUCUGAAAUACUAGCCAAGCUGAUUGGCUUGGUAUCUGCAAGGUGAAGGCAUCAUGAUUCCCAUGUGGUGUUCUGCAGAUCAAACCAGAAAUGCUCCAAUCUCCCAGUCCUAGGACUCAGUGCCACUGCCAGGAAAAAGGAAAGAAGGAAAGAGGAACAUUGUACAGAACACCUUUAUAUUUAUAUUUAAGAAAUAAUAAUAAUUAAUAAUAAUAAUAAUUGAACUGCUGAUGGUGAAGAAAGCAAAACACACUGUCCUUCUCUGAUGGCUCACAGUGACAAGCUACUGGAUUUUCUAUGUCAAUGCAAAAUACAUGAGAACAUUAGGAAAAAAAAGUAAGAAAUAAAGAGAAUGAAAUAAUAACCUUGUAGGAAACAAUGAAUUUGAGAUAUUCACCUAGGUUGUGUGUGGUGGUCCCCUCCCCUCAGAUAACAGUUUGGAAAUGAUACAGCUUCGUUGCAGUUCAAACAACAGUAAAGACAGAAAGAAGAGAAAAUAAAUAAGGACCAUAUUAAAUACCUAUAUGGACUGGAGAUGAAUCCAAUUGCAAAUAUAAAACCUUUGUAAUUCUAUAUAGAGUUUAAACAGAAGUCAUGUAUAUUUAAUUUAUUUUGUUAAACAAGAAAAAAAAUGUAUGAUAUUUUCCUCAGAACAGGCAUUUCUAUGCGUAUUUUUGAUCAAAGAAAAUAAAGAUUUUUUUUUCCAGGUUCUAUAGAUGCCAUGCUCAGAAUACACUCGAUGUAGCAUGUGACCAACUGUACUUCUCCCAACCUGGAGGGUCAUCUAUCUCUAUGCCUUUUUACACUACCCAUGUGUAAUCUCUUAGCAUCAUCUCAGGUACCGCUGGUGCCAUCCUUGUCCUUUUCAACUGGUUAUAUUCUGCCUGUGAAGGUCUGCAGUGGCCAGAUGACUUCUCAUGGAUCCCUUGUCAUCUUCAUUAUGAAGUUUCCUGCUCACAGGGAAAUCUGUUUCACUAUGCAUUUUGGGGGGUGGGGGGAAGGGAAGGAGAUUGUGUUUGUUUUUUAAGCACAAACCUCCAGUGGGGUUUCUUUUUAAAAGCAAAUUCAGUAAAUCAAAACAUAAUGAUUUGUGUGCCUGUAAAAUGAACUUUGGCCUCAGGGUGCUUGGGAAGGGGGAAAUAUGAAAUGCAAGUGAAACACUUCAUUUGUAAAUGCAGCUGCUGAAGGAGCCAGUGGAGGGUGAGGUGGGUGCAAUAAGAAGAGCAUGUGGGGAGCUGCUCACACCAUCAUUCUGCCGCAUGCUACAGAGAGGCACCCAACUCUUUAGAGGCUAAAAUGUUCUUUAGAGAAGGCAGGUUCAGCACUCACUUCAUUGCAUUUCACUUCUAGUUUGCUGGUAAAAAACCCUGAAAAAUUGAAACGUGCUAAUUUUUAGGUUUGAAAUUGCUUCUCUCUCAAAGCCUUUUUCCAAGAAAGAGAUCCUCAACAAACCCACUGCUCCGUUUAGAAGUGAAACACUUUAUUUAACCUGAACCUGAACAGUGCUUUGCUUUUCUCUAAAUGUUUCUGAAGGUAUUUGCUCUGGGUUGACCUGCAGUGAUUUUUCUGCUGGCUUGUUUGAAUCAGCAGCAAACCAAACAGCUCCUUGUUUGCUCAGCAGCAGUGCUGUGAGAUGGGGCCCUAACUCAGUGAAACACAUAAGCUCCCCAUUCACUUUACCAAUACAUGGUGCUCCAAAAAAGUCCCUUUUAUUGCCUUAGCCACCUGGAUCAGUGGCUCCAUCCCUGCCCACUGUUCUGGUUCUUUCUGGAGCUAUCCAUAACUUUGGCAAAGAGGAAGAGAAGGAGGAAAAGGAGGAGGCAGAAUUAGAGGAGGAAUACUUUCCUACUCACACGGAGUUUACCAACUGGCACUGUUGCAAUACAGCACCACAUAGAACACUGCUGCUUUCCUGACUGCUGUCGUAGGAAAUCCAUGUUAUAACCUCUACAGGAAGACCAUAUUCAGGGAUGAUCUUCCUGUAGAGGUUAUAAUAAAGCAACCUGUUGCUAUUUUUAUUCAUUUUGAUCUCAGAAGGAGGGUUCAGUUAAUCUUUGUUAACACAAAUUUAUGAAGUCCAUAAAAGCUGAAUUUUCUGCAUCCCCUCAGAUUCAGGGAGACUUAAAUGUGAGCACUGGAGGCUCUGUUUGGAUACAAGUCGUGGUUUAGGCAGGAGUUCUUAAUGGUUCUAGUUUAUUGAGUCAUCUCACUGCAAAUAAAAUAAAAAGCUUCUACACUAAGUGCAUCCCCUUUGUUUCAAAAAGGCAGUAGGUGGAUAUUUCCAUGAGAGACACUAAGGGUUACAUCUCAUAUUAUGCCUAUGAGAAGUUACUUGCUGCAUCACAGUACUUCUCAAGCUGCACUGUGUUUGAGCAGCAUUUGGACCAUGGCAGAGGGCAGGAUUAACCUGUAAGCCUGUGGCCCUUCUCUGCUCUCUCUGCCAUGCUGCAGAGAAAGGGCUCUUCUAACACACCCUGUGUUAGCGGUGCUGAUACCAGCUUCAAAGGUGGAGGUGAACACUGGUUUUGUAUGGUUCAGCCCUAAGAAAACCCUAAGACACUGUCUUAUGGCACUUUCCCAGAUGGCAGCUGUAUCACUGACCCUUAGAGAGAGGGUUGUGGGUUAAAAGAAGCAAUCCUGCAUAUCUUAUGCAGCACGGUCUUCCAUGCUGAGCAUAAUGCUCUCCACCAGUGCCUUCUACCCUUUGUGAUCCAGCUCCAUCAUGUUGUACCACAGAGCUGAAAACUUCAUAUAUAACCAGAUGGCUCCCAUGGAAGGAGUGGCCUCUUCCUGCCCUUUAAAGCUCCUGCCUUUAGAGAUAAAUCUCUAGUGAUGCUCAUAGACAGAUCUCCAAAGGCAAACAUUGCAAUAAACCACCCAGCAUGAGCAAU
Melopsittacus undulatus (budgerigar) is the source of this 5510-nucleotide messenger RNA. RefSeq names its product fibroblast growth factor receptor like 1 (gene FGFRL1). The transcript has 7 exons. NCBI's taxonomy places the organism in Eukaryota, Metazoa, Chordata, Aves, Psittaciformes, Psittaculidae. The record is from RefSeq and is a predicted model, not a curated record. Gene Ontology annotation, molecular function: fibroblast growth factor binding; fibroblast growth factor receptor activity. Bases 458 to 1921 code for a protein of 487 amino acids. Gene Ontology annotation, cellular component: plasma membrane.